AUGGCGUGCGUUGCGUGCCUGGCGGUUGCGCUGCUCCUGGCGGCAUCUGUCCACUGCCGUGUUGACGAUGAACCGGCAAUGCUGUGGCCUGGGGCUGGUGACCCACUGUCCCAGGUGCACAACGACGGUUGCAAAGUCUGUGGAGUCUUCGUGGACAUGAUACAAGACGCUCUGGAAGAUCCGAGGGUGGAAGACUGGCUGCUGGAUGUUGUUGAGCACAGCAUGUGCCCACGCCUUCCAGAGAGUCUUGAGGAGAAGUGUGUUGAGAAUGCUCCAACUUUCGUCCCAGAUGUCAUUCAUUGGCUGGAGGGCAUUACCAACACAGCACUGUGCUCAGAUAUUGAUGUCUGCGGACCAGCAGCACUGGACAGUGUGGUAGUCCAGGAGGACCAGGAUGAGGACUUUGAUUGUACUGUGUGCAAGAACUUGACAGCGAUUGUGAAGAAGGAGGCUGGCAAAGUGCAGCCCGAUACGCUGGUUGACAAGAUCGAGCAGCUGAAAGAGCAAUGUGAUGAACUGGGCAAUGAAGGCAUCCAGGAUCGGUGCAAGCAGCUCAUUGACAAGUAUGGUUACAUGCUGGUGUACUUCAUCGAGAGGGAGAAAGAUCAGGACAUUGACAAAGCCUGUGCUGAUCUGGGAAUGUGCCCCAUGCUGUUCAAGACUCCUGUCAUUGAUCCAAUUCCAUCGGACCUUGUGAAGAAGAUGAUGGGCUACAGAGCUGCCUCCAAUGCAACUGACAAGUGCCAACGAUGCAAGGCUGUGGCCCAAGACGCACUUGACGAUCUGGCAAACCCAGACACCCAGAGGGCUGUGGCAGCAUUCAUUUCCAAGCCUUGCACCUGGGUUCCAGCCUAUGAGGCAGAGUGCACUUCUGCCAUGACCAACAUCACCAUCAAUGUUUUGAAUGACAUCGCCACUGACACUACUGCUGAUGAGGCUUGCACCAACUUGGCGUUUUGUGGGGGUCACAAAGAUUCUCCAGAGUGGUACAUCAGAGAUGAAAGUGUCCAACCAGCGCAUGUGUACUGA
This is a messenger RNA of Ostreobium quekettii, 1029 nucleotides long. Lineage: Eukaryota; Viridiplantae; Chlorophyta; Ulvophyceae; Bryopsidales; Ostreobiaceae. The record is from the annotation of a GenBank genome assembly.